Messenger RNA from Hyla sarda, 653 nucleotides. Its product is annotated as TNFAIP3-interacting protein 3-like. The transcript has 6 exons. Gene Ontology annotation, biological process: cellular response to lipopolysaccharide; regulation of transcription by RNA polymerase II. NCBI's taxonomy places the organism in Eukaryota, Metazoa, Chordata, Amphibia, Anura, Hylidae. Bases 63 to 653 code for a protein of 196 amino acids. The record is from RefSeq and is a predicted model, not a curated record.
UAAAUCUUCCCCUAUGUGAUUCCAGAAAUUAUGUAACUUAUUAGAAAUGAUGUACCGUAACUAUGCAAAAAUGUGACAGUAUAGAACUCAACCCUGUAAUCAGACAACAGAUUCAACAGAAUGCUCUACGGGAAACAGAGAAAACUUUUCCUCCUACUGGACAGCAGCUACUUAACCAAUACACAUUAAGCCCUCCCAAGACAAGAACACAACACAAUACAUUUACAGAAGAAUAUGAGCAUAGGAUAUGGAUUCUAGAAACUCAGAAAACAGAGCAAUCAAAAGACAAAUUUACUUUGGAACUACGCAACAUAAAAGAUGAAAAUUAUAUACUGAAAAAGCUAAAUCAUGUUCUCAGAAAAAGAAAUGACAGCUAUGAAAGUGAAAUAAAGCGGCUUAACAAGGUCCUUUUACAAGCAACAACUACAGGCAAAAUCAAUUCUAUAAGUACAACAGUAAAUCCAUCCUUGGAAGCCAUGACUUCUGAAGACUUUAAGACAAAAAAUGAAGUUCUUAUGCAGCAGGUCAAAAUAUAUGAAGAAGACUUCAAAAGAGAAAGAGCUGAAAAAGAGAUCAUAAGAAAAGAAAAGGAAGAGCUGCAACAGAUUGUACAUAAACUGAGGAUUCAGUUACAAAUAAAGGGAAGACCUUAA